Molecule: messenger RNA, 1585 nt
Organism: Malaclemys terrapin pileata
Lineage: Eukaryota; Metazoa; Chordata; Testudines; Emydidae
Product: toll-like receptor 2
Exons: 2
Coding region: 1-1299 (432 amino acids)
Biological process (GO): positive regulation of type I interferon production; positive regulation of non-canonical NF-kappaB signal transduction; toll-like receptor 4 signaling pathway
Cellular component (GO): membrane raft; lipopolysaccharide receptor complex; external side of plasma membrane
Molecular function (GO): lipopolysaccharide binding; protein binding
Source: RefSeq, a predicted model, not a curated record
AUGCACAUCACUCAGCUGUUUGUGGUAAUCCUGCUCAUAGGAUUGAAACUCUCUGAGGUAGUAGGUGACUGCUCCUUCAAUAAGUCCCAAAGUCACUGCACCUGCUCUCUUUUGGAUCUGGAAAAUGGGGGAAACCUCUUUCAGUGCUUACCUGCCUUUGUCUUUGAGCUUCGAGGAGGAAACUUGGAGAAAUAUGUAGGUUUUGCAUCAAGAACAGUAAAUCAACAGGUGCUCGACAUUCUGCAGACGCUGCAGGUGACCAAGAUUGUCUUUGGAGAUCUCCUAGUGCCGGAAGUUCUCUUGGCAGCCGUCAUGAAGUUCACUUACAACAUGCAUAUUACAGAUAUCGAGUUUGAAAGCUGCACUUUCCUUGGAAAUGCCAGCUGGUUCCAGAUGGACAGGUUGAAUCUACCUGUCUCCUCAUUACGCUUUCAUAAUGUGACCUCUGCCUCCCUGGCUGAGAGAGACAAAGACUUUGCCCACCUGAGUAGGUGGCUGGAGACCUUGCAGAAUCUGACUGUGACACAGUCUCAGGUCACCUACAUUCCAUGCAGCAUUGGCAAGGUUUUCAGAACCUUACGCUAUCUGGAUGUGUCGGAAAACUACCUCCAGGACCAGAGCAUGAGGCCUUCGUUUUGCCAGGGGGCUUUCCCACAACUCCAAGUAUUAAAACUCCAUCGCAACAAUCUGAGCUCCUUCUACACCAUGUGUGAAAUGCUGCACCAGCUGGAGAAGCUCGUCCACUUAGACCUGAGUCAGAAUGACCUCCUGGCUAUCCCCUCCUCCUCAUGUCAGUGGCAGCCAUCCCUCCGCAUCCUCAACUUGUCCACCACAGGCUUAGAUCACAUCGCCCUGCCUCUGCCCCCCAAUGUUGAAGUAUUAGAUAAACUCCACCUGUCCAAUAACAGGCUGCAUGCUGUCCCCUCAGCCAAAAACUAUCCUGCUUUAGAAGUCCUCAGUCUAGAUGGAAACCUGAUCUCAUACCUCCCAAGGGAUGAGCUGCAGUCUCUGAGACACCUGCAGAGCCUAAGGGCAGGUCGGAAUCUCUACAACUGUUCAUGUGCGGGUGCCAGUGAGAUCCAGGCCUUGGCGAGCAUGGAGUCUUUGAUGCCCGACUGGCCUCAGGACUACACAUGUGAAUCCCCAUCUCAUUACCAGGGCACCCUGGUGAAGAAUGUGCCUGCUUCAGUGCUGCAGUGCAACAAGGCCAUUGUGAUAAUUCCUGUCACUGUACUUCUUGUACUGAGCUGUUUGGCUGGGAUCAUUUGCUUUGCCAGACGUAAAACACGGUCUGGCUAAGCCAGCAGCUAGGCUUUGACCACAAAGGCUCUGUCCUUCACAAGGCAGGACAGGGGCUGUAGAACAUCACUGCCUGCAAAUGCAUAUGAUCUUGAUGACCAAGUUGCACUAAAGCACCGCUGCCUGAGGGGGCAGCCUAUCCUGGGGCUGCCACCCAGCCUAAUGGGCUAGGAAGAGCAGACAUCUAGCCAGCUCCCCAGGACUAAAUUGACAGAGACAUCAAGUGCAGGCCGUUCCUUCAGGAGGGAACCCCUGAGCACUGCCCCUGCCCCUGCCCUCCCCCUGC